Molecule: messenger RNA, 5522 nt
Organism: Anthonomus grandis grandis
Lineage: Eukaryota; Metazoa; Arthropoda; Insecta; Coleoptera; Curculionidae
Product: breast carcinoma-amplified sequence 3 homolog
Exons: 15
Coding region: 322-4134 (1270 amino acids)
Biological process (GO): autophagy; response to starvation
Cellular component (GO): cytoplasm
Molecular function (GO): protein binding
Source: RefSeq, a predicted model, not a curated record
AUCAGCUGAUGCUUGUUGUGCUCGAUGACAGUUCUUGGCAAACGAUCCUGUUCAAAUUAGGAAAAUUAUUUUUAAAUACCCCUUUUGGACGUUAAAUCAAUUAAUUUAAUAAAAUUUAAAUAUUACUUAUUAAUUCGUUUAAUCGUCUCGCGUACGUUAAGUGUUUAACGUCGAUUGUUAAAAAAGAAAUACGGGCGAUAAAGGCUCGAAACGGCCGCCAUUCCCCUUUUAGUUCUUUUGUGUUGCGAAAUGACGCAGUUAAGUAUUUAGCUAAUUUUCGGGAAAACAUUUCGUAAUUCGAUAUUUAAAAUAAAGCCUGCAAUGUCAGCCGAUUCACCCAAUCACACUCUACCCGAGUUAACACCCUCGCAUAAUGUGGUAACUCCACAGCCAGUAACCGACCCGACCAUUUUAGACAGUGUUGCAGGAUUUAUAAACGAAGUGGUCCCGACCACCACAGGAGACUCCUUCGACUCCAAAGAUCAAAUCCAAUGGGUGCGUUUUGAAAAUCUCGACUUUGACGGGUCAAGUUUUCUUUCCAACGGUGAAGCCUCUUUAUCGUCUAGUUUGGUGUUAGUGUUGGGGUAUACAACUGGUGUUCAAGUUUGGGCGGUACCAGCAAACGGGGAGGCUACAGAGCUCUUCUCUUGGCGCCACGGUUCCGUCAAAGUCCUAAGGAUUCUCCCUGCCCCAUACGAGGUAGGAACCAACAAAAAGGACCUGUUCGAGUCCAAACGGCCAUUGAUCGCCCUAAUAGACGUUGCCUCUCACGGAUCCUCGGCCGGUUCAUUAAAUUUUUACUCGUUAAAAACCGGGGAACAAGUGAAGCAAAUAAAGUUCAAAACGCAAAUUUUGGACGUGGUAGCGAACCGACGCUCGCUGGUCAUCACUUUUCAAGAGAAAAUCGCCGUUUUCGACGCGUUCACUUUGGAGGACAAACUGUCGGUGACCUCGUGUUAUUUGAGCCCCGGAAUCCAACCGAAUCCGGUCGCUUUGGGGCCCAGGUGGCUCGCUUUCGCCGAAAAGAAACUUAUCAGCUCCAGGAGGAGCAGUGGGGGCAAUGAGGGCGAAGGCGUGCAGAGUUACACCGCAACGGUUUUACAUGCCGCCAAAUCCCUCGGGAGGGGUUUAAGAGAGUUGGGCGAUGCGGUGGCCUCUAGUCUAACCGGAAACCAGGGAAUGAAGUUGGGUUCUUCCCCCAAUAGCCCUCAGGCCGGCGGGUCAGCCGACGUACCCCAAAAAGGCAUAGUCACCAUCUUAGACGUGGAGCAUCCAUCCGCCCAAAACGCGGACGGUUCGUUCAGAUCGGAAGCCAUCGUGGCCCAUUUUAUCGCACACUCGGAAGCUAUUGUUUGGCUACAGUUCGGUCCCGGCGGGAUGUUGCUCCUCACCGCCGAUAAAAGAGGACACGACUUUAACUUGUUCAGGAUCAAUGCGCAUCCUGUCGGGUCGGCUUUGGCCGCUGUUCAUCAUUUAUAUACUUUGCAUAGAGGUGAUACCUCGGCCCGAGUACAGGACAUGUGCUUCUCGUUCGAUUCCAGAUGGGUUACCGUGUCUACUUUAAGAGGCACCACCCACGUUUUCCCCAUAACGCCUUACGGGGGAAAUAUCGGGGUGAGAACCCACACCAGUUCCCACGUAGUUAACAAAAUGUCCAGAUUCCAUAGAUCCGCGGGGUUGACUUCCGAGGGGCGCUCUAAUAGUCCCGUUUCCAUGUUCGAAUCGCCGGUCAGUUCGAAUUUCCCGUAUCACAACCCCCGGUUUUCUCCGUUUCCCCAUCCGAUCGUGGUAAACCCGUUGGCGCAACUACGGCAGCCUGUUUAUAUGCAGAACAUUGGUAGCGCCGUACCCAGACAAGGUCGCCAAAGGUUAACCUCGUCAUCGGAAGACAACAUCGCCUUAAGGGUGACGGCAUGUUUCGGUCCAGCGCGUGCCUGGAUCAAUUCUACGUCGUCCCCGCGGGAAACUUUGGCUAAAGCAGUCAAACCGGUGGAGUCGCUUUUCGUGAUGAACUGCCACGGUACUUUGGUGCAGUACGAUUUGGAUCCGCGAGCGGCCGCUAGCGUACCAAAGGAGAAAGUCUGCGACGAUUCCCCGAUCGAUUUGAAUGUUACCGCUAAGGCGCAAUGGCGCCUACAGAGACAACCGACCUCGAUAGACCGACCUCUACCUCUGUCCCACCAAAGUUUAACGUUCGUCACGACCUGUGUUCCGAGUAUAAAAAAGAAAAUCGAAAACGGUAACGACGACGACUGGUUAUCGCAGGUAGAAAUAAUAACGCACGCCGGACCCCAUAGGAGGCUCUGGAUGGGGCCGCAGUUCACUUUCAAGACUUACACCACCUCAAAUAGGACCUCGAUGUCUUUAGCGGACGCACAACCGUUAGAUCUCAACCGUUCAAAGCCUGUAAAUAUGCCCAUAACGAAAGCCAACGCGGUUUUAAUAGAGUCCAGUUCGGCCAGUAGUAGCGAACAGUCCCUGUUGGAUAUUUAUAGAAAAAACUGUGAUGAAAUCGGGGUGGCUGGAGAACAUCAGAUUAAAGAAGAUUUGGCGGACGCUAUGCUCGAAUCCCCGGGAAUAAAGGAUGUCGGUGGAAAAUCCGCGUCACCCUUAACGCAGCGCGGCGCUGCUGCGCCCCUACCGCCGAUCGCCAAAGUGGUGAACCCCUUGGGCACCGUCGUCACCGUUCAAACAGACGACGACGCGUCGUCCACCCCUCCGCCCCUCGAAGAAAACAACGUGAUUUACGAGAAUUGCGACGAAACCCUGUUCAGACCGUUGACCAGCGCGAAAACGUUGGCUUAUUGCCGCAGCAGCAGGGCCGACGUCGGCCACAUUAUGACCCAAAGUCUGAGGGGGGACACCAACGUGACGGUGCGGGUAAUGGACAAGACGGAAACCGCGGUCCGGUCCAACUGGGAGGACUUAAAGUGCCAAGAUAUCCAGAAUAACACCAAGGUGAUCGUGCAGGAGCGGGAGGUGAGGGACCUGAUGGCGCAAACUAGGAGGGAGGAGCCGCGAUUGGACGUGGUACGUCCGAAGAAGGAGAGGAAAACUCCUGAGAGAAGUAGCGAGAGAGAGAGCCCGCAGAAGUCGGACCAAGAGGGACGCGGCAGCUCCGAGAGGGACAGUACUAAAAAAAGAGAGAAAGCUGACAAACAGGAUGAUAUGGUCUUCGAGGAAUCCGCUUAUGGCCUAGUGAAUCCUUUAUACGACGUCCUUGAGGAGUGCGAACGCAUGAAGCCCAAACCCGAAGAGCCAAAGGCGAGCAAGAAAUCUUCGAAAAACAAAAAAUCCACUCCGGAAACAACUAAAGAAGAACCCAGUAAGGAACCUUGCGAGGCCCCAAUCAAACUUAAAAAGCAACCAAUAGACCUACUAAAAGAGCCGGUGGAAAUCACUUUUCCCGCUCUAGACACCAAACUGACCGACCCGGAGUUCCCUCCCUUGGAAGAAAACUACUUCUCCCUAGAAAACUUGUCAAAGCAAGAGAAGUACGAGGACGCGAUGGAUUGCGGUUUACCUUUGGAGCCCCAAAAGAACUUCCUGCAAGCGGUAAAAAACAAAUCGACCGCAAAGAAACCGCGAAAACCAAAAACCAAACUGGGAGUGAAGAUAACCAAGGAGGAACAACAGGAAGAGGAGGAGGUGGUGGCGACCUCAGAGAUCCUAGUAGAAACGGAGAUAACCUUACCGGCCCCAAAAAGGAGUUGGAGCAGCAUAGCCGCCGCGAAACCGAUUGAGCCGCAAAAACAAGACCCUUGGAGCAACAAUGACGAUAACAAUAACGACGAACAAGGUGAAAGUUACACCGUGACACUAAGAAACCCGGUUACCAUUGAAAAACUGCUCGACAUUGACACGCCGGAGGAACGAAUUGAAUCGAACAGCGCGUCGGCUGUUGAAGGGGAUUUACUGUUGCCUGUAGUAGAGGUGUCCGCUACCGAUUUGCUCAAACUUUCGGACAAAUCGUCCGACGAUGAGAAGAACGAGUCGGGGAGUUCUCCCUUGGAAACGACCGAAAGUUCGGACGAAGGGAAGAUCGUCGCUUUAGCCCCCGACGAGUCCGCUAAUGUGGCCAAUGUCGCGGCCAAACCGGGUGCCAAGAGACGCCUGAAGAAGAAGAAGAAAUAAGUGCGGUAACGGUUUUAAGGUUUAUCAUAUCAUUUAAUUGUGUGGGGUUAUGUAAGAAAAUGCUUAUGAAUUAAGCUUUUUUUAGCUAUUGAACAAUCUUACAUUAAGCAAAUUCAGUGGGACCUCAAUAAUCCGGACUAAUAAAAACCGCGUUAAUUCGGUAUACUGAAGCAAAAAGGUUUAAACAUUGAACAUAAAACAUUAUACAAACAAUAUUUACGAAAAUAUUAUAAAAUUGACCCAUUAAGAACGGAAUUUAAUAUUUCCGUUUGAUUAUUUUUUUUUUUAAUAAUUGGAUAGUAAAAGAACAUAAAAUAAUGUUUUUCAAAAUUCAAUAUACAGGAUUGGAAAAAAACAUUUAUACCAUAGUACAGGGUGUCCUAAAUUCGAGCCUCACCAUUGGGACCUCAUAAACUAUAAGAUAUACGAGGUCGGUUAAAUUGAGGCCAAGUUAAAAAGCCUUUUAAAAUUUCACAAAUUCCGAAGAUAUUUAGAAAAAACCAAAUAUUUCCAAUUUCAUUUCUAUUUUUCUACGACUCUAUUUGAAUAGAUAUAACAAAAUAAAUUACUCAUUCUCAUUGCUACUUUCUCUAUUUUACAAAAUGGUGUCGUCAGAUUUUCAAACCGACGUUUCGUAUUUGAGCUGUCAUCACUAAGUUUGUUUUUUUAAAUACGGCCCUGAAUUUUUUAUUACCUACGGAUUUUAAGAGCGCCUUAUCCAAUGAUGUAUCGCACUUAUUUAUUACAUAUUUCCACUUAUGCGUUAAAGAGAAAGACAAACAAUAUAUUUUUAAUGGAAUUACAAACAAACACCUUUUUUUUUUUAUAAUAACGCAUUAAUAAAGAGUCUUUGCCUCAAUUUAACCGACCUCGUAUCUCUUCUAGUUUACGAGAUCCCAAUGGUGAGGCUCGAAUUUGGGACACCCCGUACUUGUGAACCUUAAAAGAUAUUUUUAUGGCAAUUUUUAAACUUUUAUAGCAACAAUUACCCUUUUAUUUUUUAUAUUUAUUUUAUUAAGUAUCACUUCAUUGUAAGAUAUUAUUUAUUUUUAAACAAACAAAAAAAUACAAAAACAUUGUGAUAAAAACGAUUAUUUUUAUUUCUUUACGCUUUAAGUGUAUAUAUUGUAACAUAUAUAAACAAGUACUACAAGUAGUCAAUAGCGAGGUAGUUUUAAUGAUGGUGUGACGAUACCGACGUUGCCAAAGGGUCGAAAAAAAAUGUAAAAGUCCCGCACAAAAAUAAACUUUGGCAACGUCUAUAACAUAAAAUAAUAAUAUAUAUUCUAUUAUUUUAGAUAUAGGGAGUUUUUAGUGCACAUUGUUAUUGUAGGAACAACUUAUUUCUAAGUCCUUUUUAGCGAUGAAUAAAGAUCUCAACCACUAAA